Messenger RNA from Venustampulla echinocandica, 756 nucleotides. RefSeq lists its product as uncharacterized. The record is from RefSeq and is a predicted model, not a curated record. The coding region runs from base 1 to 756 and encodes 251 amino acids. NCBI's taxonomy places the organism in Eukaryota, Fungi, Ascomycota, Leotiomycetes, Helotiales, Pleuroascaceae. The transcript is spliced from 2 exons. Gene Ontology annotation, cellular component: preribosome, large subunit precursor; preribosome, small subunit precursor; nucleus. Gene Ontology annotation, biological process: rRNA processing.
AUGGCUACCACCGAGGAUAUACAACAGGCGCCCUUCGUCAAGCAGCUUGCUGCAAAUGACCGACCAACCCGCGACAAAGCCCUCCUCUCCCUGCGCACCUAUCUCUCAGGCCGACGAACCCUCCCACACAUAGAACUCCUCAAACUCCACAAGGGCCUCUUCUACUCCCUGUGGAUGUGCGAUCGCCCAAUCCCGCAACAAAAACUUGCCACAGCUCUUGCAUCCCUCGUCUCCGUUCUCCCCGCUGAAACAGUAGUUCCGUUUUUGAGAGCGUUCUGGCAGACAAUGCAAAGGGAAUGGAAUUUGGUUGAUGUGCUGCGCAUGGAGAAGUUUUUGCUGUUGGUUAGAAGAUAUCUUUGCGCUUCUUUCGAGGUGCUUAAGGAGAGUGGGUGGGAUGAGGGGAGGAUAGGGGAGGUGCUGGAUGUUAUGGCGGAGGUGCCGCUUAAUGUGGAGGAUAUGCGUAUCCCGAUGGGAUUGAGAUUUCACGUUAUUGAUAUCUAUGUGGAUGAGUUGGAGAGGGCCGGGGCUUUGGGAAAUGACGAGGAAGAGGCUAAGAAUGUGCCGCUGGAUGUGUUGCUUGAGCCAUUGAGGAGGUUAGCGGCGAAAAGUCCGACGAAGACUGUCAGAUCUAAGGCUAAGGAGGCGUUGGCUGAUGAGCGUUUACCUGGAAAUGCAACGAAAGACGAGCUGGAUGGCGAGGACGGGGAGAAGGGGGACGAGAAUGAAGACAAUGAAUGGGGUGGAAUUGAGGAGUGA